Messenger RNA from Lachancea meyersii CBS 8951, 888 nucleotides. The record is from the annotation of a GenBank genome assembly. Lineage: Eukaryota; Fungi; Ascomycota; Saccharomycetes; Saccharomycetales; Saccharomycetaceae.
AUGGACGCAGCGGAGUUGACGUCGCAUUUUCAAAAGUUUAAAAUACAUGAGAAGUCUGCACCGAACACCACGAAUAGCAGGGAUCCUGGAGGCCAAGACAUGAUUUGCAACUGCGAAGACGAGCUCGACAUCUUCGAGAGGUUUGUGCAAGACCCGUGCAUGGACUCGUGGGAAAACCUCGACGAGGACAAAGACGUCAGUACGGAGCCACAGGACUACCCUGACGAGAGCUCAUCACAGUGGGAGGACGAGGAAUAUCUGGACACAGUGGCCGAGGGCGUCGAAAGUCUCGACUACAAAGCGUCCCGGGUGGCAAACCCAAACGUGUGCUCCAAAUGCCACAAACUGCGGCGCUGGAAAACGGGUGGAAGCGCUGCUCAGGACUCGGACGAACCGGUGCUGAGGUGCUCUCGUACGAACAGCUUUAUGUCGCAACUGUCGCGCCAGGCCUCGCGACAAUCGCUGCCAGACCCGACAGAAUCGAUGCAUAUCGCCGGGGGUCCUGGAGGACCCGCCACGGAAAUCGGUGCUUCGUGCACGGGACCUCGCUCACGCUCGAGAUCCUCGUUCGGAGGAUCGUCCGCUAUCCCCGCGCACCUGUAUUGUCUCGAGCGCUUCGUGAGCUGCGAGCUCGAUUCCGCAGCCGAGUGUUUCUUCAAGAAGGACCCACCCUUGCACGUCUGCACCUCGAUGGCGUCCCCGACUGCGUCCGUCGGGUCUCCUGGCUCGCCCACGCUAUCACGUGUUUUGUCGACUCCCUCCUCUAGCACUACGGCCAAAAACGGCAACGAUCUAACGCAGACGCAGGCGCAUCCAAUCAUGCCACUGGCAAAACGCAAAUCGCGGGUCUCUUCCAUCGAAUUGUCACUGCUAAAUUCCAUGUCGUGA